GCGGCAGGACAGUCAAAACCAUUCCGCAUAAAGACCGGCGUGCAUCAGGGAUCGGUGCUCUCUCCUCUACCCUUCAGCACAGUCAUGGAUGCAGUGACGGAAGGUCUCAACAGACAGCCUCCAUGGGCUCUUCUGUAUGCAGACAAUGUGGUGUUGAUGGCAGAAAACAGAGAAGAACUUGAAGAAGAAACACAGAGAUAG
Strongylus vulgaris is the source of this 201-nucleotide messenger RNA. NCBI's taxonomy places the organism in Eukaryota, Metazoa, Nematoda, Chromadorea, Rhabditida, Strongylidae. The record is from the annotation of a GenBank genome assembly.